AUGGCUGCAAAAUUACCUUAUUUAUGUCUUCUUGAAAUUUUCGAACACAUUUUUAUAAAUCGCUCCACAACAAAAUUAACAGAUAUUUUAUCAUGCGUUUACGUAAACAAGGAUUGGUAUAAAACAGCCAUUCCAAUUUUAUGGAGGGACCCAUUUGAUAAUAAUCUUCAAUUAGAACAUGCCACGGCACUUGUAGAUAUAUACAUUGCUAGUUUUCCUCCGACAUUACAAAAUCUUUUGGAUUUCCCAUUAAAGGAUUUGUACGCAAAUAAUCCAAUUUUUAAUUAUGCAAAAUUUUUGCGAAGGAUGAAUAUUAUACAAAUUCGAACGGCAUCUGGACAUUGGAUAAAAUAUAAGAAAAUAGCAAUUAAAUGUCCAAUCUUUGAAUAUUUAUGUGCUCAUUUUGUUAAUUCUGCUCAAACUAUUAAGAGUAUCGAAUUUAAAUCCGAAUUCGAUGCUAUUGUUAAUGUGAACUUAUUUACGCUUUCUAACGCUUUAACUAGUCUUUAUUAUCUCAGAGAGUUUACUUGUUAUGGUGAACCAACCGAGAAUUUGUAUGCUACUGCCGCCAAGGUUUCUACAAGAAUUAAAAACUUAGGAUUAUCCCUCGUUUAUGGCUGUCCAAUUAUGUCAACAACCAUAAAUGAUAUAUCAACUUUCAUCAAGUCACAGAAACAACUUGAAAAAAUUUCAGUAGAUAAUAGAAUCGGUUGCUUUUGUUGUCCACAAGAUCUUUCUCUGGCAUUGGAUUUGACAAAUGUUUUUAGUUCACUUGGAUCCCAAGCUGAAACUUUGUCAUCAUGCAACUUUUUUUCUAUCGAUUUUCAUAAUGAUUUUCCUUUGAAACAAUUAGCUGAAUGUCAAAAUCUUUGUGAAUUAAUUAUUUCAAGAUGCUGGAAUUUCGGAGUACUUGAUUACAGCAAUGUUAAUUUGAAAUCUUUUACAUGUUUAGGUGUUAUAGAAUUAAUAUUAUCUGCUGUUCCAGAUAUGUUAAUUAAAACUUUUCUUAUUAAAUCUGGUAAAUCUUUGAGAAAAAUUAAACUUGAACAACAUUCUGUACAUGGUACUUUCUCCGAAACUCUUCAAUACUGUGCCGAAAAUAAUCCAAAUAUUACAGAUAUAUUGGCUUUUAUUUACCCUGAAGAAAUUCACCAUCUUCCAAUGUUUUUUAAAGCUUGUCAACAGUUAGAACAACUUGAAAUUUGGGAUAAAAAUACUCCUGAUCGAAGAGGAUAUGAAGAUUUACAUUAUUUUAUGAGAACAGUUGAAACUAUUAAUGUUAAUGAAAUUUUAUCACUCUUAGGAGCUGAAAUACCUUGUUCUUUGGUAAAUUUUAAAAUAAACAUGAAAUGGUCUUUUACCUCUACAUCACUUGAAAAUUUUCUUCACACCUGUCAAGCGCCAUUGGAAUCUUUAAGCUUUGAGCAUUGUGAAUGUUUUAAUGAAGAACAUUUGGAUAUUAUAAUUAAUUCGUUAAAGAAACCUUUAAAAAUUUUAAAUAUCAGGCAUGCAAAUUUUGAAGUGACACCAAAGAUUCGCGAAAGAGUAAA
Scutellospora calospora is the source of this 1550-nucleotide messenger RNA. NCBI's taxonomy places the organism in Eukaryota, Fungi, Glomeromycota, Glomeromycetes, Diversisporales, Gigasporaceae. The record is from the annotation of a GenBank genome assembly.